Molecule: messenger RNA, 2063 nt
Organism: Erythranthe guttata (spotted monkey flower)
Lineage: Eukaryota; Viridiplantae; Streptophyta; Magnoliopsida; Lamiales; Phrymaceae
Source: RefSeq, a predicted model, not a curated record
AUGGUGAUGAACUCCACGGGUGUGUAUUUGAUCGGAGAUGAUAAUAAUGAUGAUAAUAAUAAUAAUGGUGGUGUGAUUGUAAUUCAGAUGAUCUUCAGCGAAUUUAACGAAUCUUCUUCGGGUUUUUGUAUGGUGAAGUUGGAUCCGCAAGGGGUUUUGCGUGUUGUAAAGAUCAACGAAAUGGUUGGAUCGAUUGCGAGAGAACUAAUUACUGGCCCUGCCGACAGCUGUCGGAUUCCGUCUAUAUGUAAGAGAUUUGGUGUUUGUACCAAUGGUGGUUCUUGUCAAUGUCCACCUGGAUUUCACUUAGGUCUAAAUGUGAGUAAUGGCGAUUGUGUCCCUUCGAAUGGUUCUUUGUCUUUGCCGAUUCCAUGUAACGGCUCAUCAUCGAACGGUGCCGUUAUAAAGUAUUUGAAUCUAAGGGAGGAUUUGGAUUAUUUCUCCAAUGAUUUCACGGAUCCCGUGAUCAAUAAUGUCAGUCUUUCUUUCUGUCAGGAUCUUUGUUCUAGGAACUGUUCUUGCUCGGCCGUUUUCUACGGUCAGAGAUUUGGAUCGUGCUAUGUGAUCGCGGACUAUUUGGGUUCGUUUCGGAUUAAGUCGUUUGAUGCAAAUCGUUUGGGAUAUGUUAAAGCCGUUGAGGUAGGGAAUAUUCAAAGUGGUGAUUCUUCACACAAGAAGAAAUCCGAUUUCCCGAUUCUUAUAGUCGUUUUGCUGCCAUCGUUAGGUGCUAUAGUCAUUGCUCUCGUUGCAACUCUAUUGUGGUGGUGGUGCCGAAGGCGAAGUACAAGAGAUGAAGAUAUGGAUUAUCUCGUCUCGGUACCUGGUUUGCCGGUUCGGUUUGAUUACAAAGAACUUGCAGUAGCAACCGCGAAUUUCAAAACCCAGAUUGGGUCGGGCGGAUUCGGAACUGUAUACAAAGGGACUCUGCUCGACGGAACCGAUAUUGCAGUGAAAGAGAUCACUUGCUUGGGUCCACAAAGCAGAAGGGAGUUCCUAACCGAGAUUGCAGUCAUCGGCAAGAUUCACCACGUCAAUUUGGUCCGACUAAAGGGCUUCUGCGUGCACCGAGGGCAGAGAUUCUUGGUCUACGAGUACAUGAACCGAGGGUCGUUGGAUCGCUCUCUUUUCGAUGGUGGUGGUGAUUCCGUUUUGGAAUGGAAGGAGAGAUGCGAGAUUGCGCUCGGGGCGGCGAGAGGGCUAGCGUACCUUCACAUCGGAUGCGACCACAAGAUCGUCCACUGCGACGUCAAGCCGGAGAACAUCCUCCUCCACGGCGGCAACACAGCGGUGAAGAUCUCCGAUUUCGGGCUGUCAAAGCUCCUUACCCCCGAGCAGUCGGGGUGGUUCACCACCAUGCGCGGCACUCGCGGUUAUCUCGCACCGGAGUGGCUGACGAAUUCGGCUGUUUCGGAGAAAACGGACGUGUAUAGCUACGGAAUGAUGCUUCUUGAAAUCAUAAGCGGGAAGAAAAACUACUCGGUGCAAAUGGAGGGCCACGAUCGAUCAGGGGACGGUGCGGACGAGGAGAAGCAUUGGAUAUACUUUCCUCUGUUUGUGUUGGAGAUGCACGAGCAAGGGCGGUACUUGGAGGUGGUGGACCCGAGAUUGGGGGGUGGGGUAGGGGCGGAGGAAGUGGAGAAGAUGGUGAGGGUGGCGUUGUGCUGCGUGCAAGGGGAGCCGAGUUUGAGGCCUACGAUGUCGAAUGUUGUGGGGAUGCUGGAAGGUUGGUUGGCUUUGGGGGAACCGAGGAUCGAGUCUCUCGAUUUUUUGAGGUUUUAUGGUCCGGGAAAGCGGGGUGGUGAUGAGAAUGAUAAUGGUUCCAUCUUGUGCAGACAACAACCUAGGACUAGUUCUUCUUGUACCUCUACCUCGUACGACUCUUCCUCUUGCAUGUCAUCAUCUCAACAAGUCUCUCUUGUCCAACACAAUAGUGUAUAAACUAGAAUAGCAUACUACUCCCUUGUAUAAAAUCGAUAAUAGCAUUUUGCACCAUCAAAACACAAUAAAUCACUCAUAAUUGCACUAUAAAUUGAAUAAUAAAGGAAAUUUCAUUUUUUCGGGGA